GGAAGGUGAAGCGGAUGAGGACGAGGCAGGCGGCGCUCGAUGUUGAGCUGUCGGACGACUGUCUGCGGCGGGAGAUCGAGUGGAUGACGGACGAAGAGCUGCGGGAGCAGAUGGCGGCAAUCCCCCGCCCUCCGUUCUCUACCCUCCUCGGGGAAAGCCGCCGCCGCAACCGCCGGCUCCUCCCGCUGCUCGAGGCCGAGGCGCGGCGCCGGGGGAUCGAUCCGCGCAUGCGCUCCAAGGUUGUUGCUGACUGUAAUCGGGGGAAUGCUCGUCCUCAAGCGUCUAUUGUGUACGAUUUCGAUACUGAUGAUGAGCAGGCAGAAGAUGUUGCUCGCAAAUACAAUAAGUCAUCUCCCAUUCGUCCGACAAAUGAGAACUAUGGACCGCUAGGUGUAAAUACACGCAGAAGCGUUAAGCAAACUGGACGAAGGGCACCUAUACCACCGGAUAGUAUGUACUCAAGCAAAUCAUCUUCUACGACCUCAUAUGGGAACAAACAGAGAGUGCGUGCCAUUGAUCCAGAGGAACAUGAUAAUAAAAAAUGUCUGCCAAGUAAAAAUAACUACACCAGCUAUUGUACAAAGAGGAGGAAGACACCGCACCAAUAUACAUCUCCAUUACAUUUUCAAGAGGUUCAUGAUGUGGUUCUCUUGGAUGAUGAAGAUGUGCAACCUGAGGAACCAGUAGACUGUGUGGUGUCAGACAAAUGGAUUGAGAAAAAAAUAUACUACCCAUCAAGUGAUGAUCCAGAAGCUGUAGAGCUCAGCGGUUCAGAUAUUAAAUGUCUCAGUCCUGGAGUAUAUUUGUCAUCGCCUGUGAUAAACUUCUACAUUCUAUACAUAAAAAGGGAGAGAUUCCAGAUUGAAGAUGGCAGAGGCAGAUUCCACAUGUUCAACACAUAUUUUUAUAGCAAGCUUCAAGAAGCAUUGUCAGGGAAGGGUGAGUUCUUGAAGUUGAGAAGAUGGUGGAAAGGUGUCAAUAUAUUUCAGAGAGGAUACAUUAUAAUACCAAUCCACGGAACGUCGCACUGGAGCUUGGUAAUUAUUUGCAUUCCUGCAAAAGAGAGUAAUUCAGGACCAAUCAUACUUCAUCUGGACUCCUUAGGGAUGCAUCCUAGUGCUGAGAUUUUUGAGACGGUUGGGAGAUACCUUGAAGCAGAAUGGAGCCACUUAAGGAAGAACCCUCCUUCUGACAUUUCAAUUUCAGAGGCAAUAUGGGAGGAUCUUCCGAGGAAUAUACACAAGGAAAAAGUUGAGGUUCCAGGCCAGAACAAUGCGUAUGACUGUGGCAUCUUCAUGCUUUAUUAUAUUAAACAGUUUAUAAGGCAAGCACCUGAAAGGUUCACAAGAGAUAAUCUUGGCAUGUUUAGUCGCAGUUGGUUCAGACCUGAAGAUGCUUCUGAUUUAAGAAAGAGAAUUCGGGAACUACUGCUGGAACAAUUUGAAAGUGAAAUGGUUGAUGAUGCUAUCUCAGAGGCAGCCACAUCUGAUGGCUCUGAUGAAGAAGGUAUCAUUAAGGAAGGACAAUCGGAAGUGGUCACAACUUGUGACAGUUCUGAAAUGCUCGUAGGAGGUGGAGACGCUAGCACUAGUGAUGAAGACAUCGUCGAGGUUGGAUCAUUGGAAGAAGCACCUUCAAUCAGAGAAUGUGUUCUAUCGGAAGCAGCUAUGUUUUCCGAUGGCACAAAGGAUGACGUGGAUACCGUGAAUUUAGGCUCUGUCAGCCCAAAAGCUAAACCUUGGAAUGAAAUUUUUCCUUCUGGCGGAUCAGAGAACAAUGAAGUGUUCGUACAUAGAGCACCAUCUCCAGACAUAUACUCUGACAGUGAUAUAGAGAUCACAGGAGUUCGGAAUCGAAGACACGACCGGCCAACAUACUGCAUUGGAUGAUACCUGCUGCAUUUCAAGGAUGACAUGAAGUGGCGUUGACCCAUGAUUUUGAGGUUCCUGCUUCAGUAUGACGACUGAUGGCAUGAACUGUGAUCUCAGGUACCAGUUACAACUUACAACAUGCCAACCUGAUAAUAGUAGGCAAAAUUAAAUGCUUCUAAUGCAUUGCAGGGCAACACGCAUGCAUAGUCUGGCUCUUGCUGUGGUAGUAAAUUUUUGUUACAAAGGUCAUAGGCACGGGCUUGGAGAAAACUGUAUAGUGUGCAGGUUAAGCAUCUAGCUAGAGCUGAGAGCAUUUCCAGAAUUUAAGUUCUGGAGCUAGACCUCGGACUGCUAAAGAAAUAUAAGAUAUCAAAAUACUAUCAAAACAGUUUCAUUCUCUUU
This is a messenger RNA of Brachypodium distachyon (stiff brome), 2273 nucleotides long. Its product is annotated as ubiquitin-like-specific protease 1D. Gene Ontology annotation, molecular function: cysteine-type peptidase activity. NCBI's taxonomy places the organism in Eukaryota, Viridiplantae, Streptophyta, Magnoliopsida, Poales, Poaceae. The record is from RefSeq and is a predicted model, not a curated record. Gene Ontology annotation, biological process: proteolysis. The coding region runs from base 15 to 1889 and encodes 624 amino acids. The transcript has 14 exons.